Seriola aureovittata is the source of this 2832-nucleotide messenger RNA. Its product is annotated as arrestin domain-containing protein 3-like. Gene Ontology annotation, biological process: protein transport. Bases 167 to 1123 code for a protein of 318 amino acids. The record is from RefSeq and is a predicted model, not a curated record. NCBI's taxonomy places the organism in Eukaryota, Metazoa, Chordata, Actinopteri, Carangiformes, Carangidae. The transcript is spliced from 6 exons. Gene Ontology annotation, cellular component: cytoplasm; plasma membrane.
UGCGCCUGCGCGGCCCGCUAACCUCACUAUUGUGUUGGUGAAGAGGCUCAGCGUUUUUGCCAUUCAAUUACAGUUACAUUUAUCCGGGCUAUCUUACCACACAGAAACGUUUAUUACAAACUAGAUACGGUUUUUAUGUAUAUUUACCUUAACUCCAGUUUCAACGAUGUUCGAGCAGACCUUCAAGAAUUUCAACAUCAACUUAAACGUGUUGAACGAGAGGAAUACUUUCUCCAGUGGCGAACCAGUAACUGGACACUUCUCCUUCGACCUUACUAAGGAGACGAAAAUCACUUCAAUAACGGCGGUACUGGAAGGAAAAGCGAAUGUCCAUUGGUCUAGCGGAGGAGGGGGAGGGAAGAAGAGAAGACGCAGAAACUUCGCGGCCAAACUGGAGUUUUUUAACUUGAAAGCCGUCAUCAUGCAAAGGAACGGCGCUACUGACGAGGCAGUAAAACUUCAGCCUGGCACACAUAUGUAUCCGUUUACAUGUCAGCUGCCACAGGGAGACUUCCCAUCCUCCUUCCAUGGACUUCAUGGAAAAAUAGCGUACAACUUGACAUUGGGCAUCAACAGACCAUGGCAUAUGUCUAAGGACUUCACAACAGAGCUGAACUUUGUAAACAGCAUUAAUGCCAACCAGCCAGCGCUGCAGAGUCCUCUCUCAGGCUCCAACAAAAUGACAGUGUGCUGUCUAUGGUGUGCCUCCCGUCCUAUCACAAUGACAGCCAGUAUGGAGAAGAAAGGCUACAUUCCUGGUGAAACAGUGAAAAUAAUUUGCGAGUUUAGCAAUGGCUCAUCUCGAACAGCUACUCCGAAGGUGAGGCUGCAGCAGAAGCAGGUCUACUACACCAAAAACAAGGUCAACAAGAGGGAGUAUUGCAAGAACUUGGUGUCGGUGGCUGGAGAGCCCAUCUGCAGUCACGCCUCUGACGUGCACACUGAGAUUACGCUCACUAUUCCCUCAUCUGCGUCGCCCACCAUCUCUAACUGCAGCAUCCUGGUGGUUGAUUAUUUAAUUGAGGUGAACCUCACUGGAUGGGCUUUCCCUGAACUCACAGUUCUGUUUCCCAUCAUCCUGUGUGAUACCCCUGUAGGCAGUCCUCCGCCACCUUGUUUGUGAGUACAUAUGGGUGAGGGCUCACUGGGAUUGAUUUCCUCCUUGCUCUCUCCCUCUUGUCUGGGCCGGGUGUCACCAUGUAAGUCCACUUCCUUUACCCGUUGUUUCAAAUUAAGAGCACUCCAUGUUGUGUAAUCGCGACUUCAGUUAAUUUGGAAUUAUGUUUCUGGGAGAGCUUUACAGUAUUUCUCAGGGUUUUUGUAUCAGGCUCACCUGACCAGGGAUGGCCUCUUCCACUAAGCAUUACGUUUUUACAGGUCAAUAUAUGUUUUGAAAAAUAACUUUUGUGAUGUUUUUUUUAAUGCUUAAUUACAUUCACGAAUUUCCCCUAGGGGAUAAAUAAAAUAAAGUACAUACCCAUCCAUUAGAGAUGUCUCUUUUUUUAAUUUUGACAAACAUAAGAUGCUAAUUUAUGGGGCUAGCAUAGUGACAUUGACUUUGGCAUUGAAAACAGAACCUGAACUGAAAAGGGAAACAAUGGCAUUGAAAAACUUGCAUUUGAAAAAAAUUGUAUUUAGGGGAAGAGCAAGGAGCACGUGAUUUAUUUACAUUCAGAAGCCUGACUCGACCGCAUACCUUGGCAAGGGCUUACACUGGCACACUCACGUUAGCGCUUGUUCCGGCGGACCUCUGCCAAAAGAGAAUCAUGUACGUUAAAAGUUAACUUUGACACAGCAGAAGCAAAGAGAAGCAGACUUAUUUUUCAGUGCUAUUGUUUUUCAGUUUGGGUUUCCGGCUUCAAUGUAAAAUUUGAUUUUCAAUGCCAAAAUUGAAUGUCUCUGUAUGUAUACUGCAACUGCAAAUUGUCAUUCUUUUUAAAGGUGCUAUAUGUAAGAAAGUGAAGCCACUUUGUGUGAUUCACUUUUUUUCUUGCCAAUGUCUGAAUGGAUAUGAUGUUUCCUCACAUGGUCUAUCGGUGACGGAAGGGUACACUGCUCCUUCUUCUUCUCCUGGUGCGCUAUCCAAGCGCCACUAUUGACGGGUCUUCUCAACAACCUUGCAACCUUUUAAACGUGGUUCCCCCAUGUUUUCACUUGGUUUUGUCAGCUUUUUGAUACAUGUUGUCAGCGAAAAGUAGAUUUCAUCUAUGGCAGCAUAAGAAUAUAAUGUUAAAAAUGUAAUGUCAGUUUGGAUAUACACCGUAGUGCUUUGUUUAUACAGCAAGUGACUCUUCAGUAUAUUAGUUACAAGCCAAAGGCACAAAGUUUGCUUUAUGGAAAGUGCCUUAAAGCAUCAUACUGCCGUCAAACAGUUUUCAGUAUGUGUCUGUGUUUAAUCUAUGUAAUGUAAGUUUUGGAUUAUUGCAGAUGUUUAAAGGACAUUCGUCCAGUUUCACCACAUGUCUAAGUACAUUGAAGCAUCAGGGGAAAGGUGUUACAGUUUGAAUGAUAGAUAGAUAGAUAGAAAGAUAGAAAGAUACUGUAUUUAUCCCCUAGGGGAAAAUCAUCUCAUAUAAAAUAUUACCACUUAAUGCCAUAAAAAAAUAGUAUCAUGAUCAUGCAUUGACUCUUAACUGUAAUGAGCAAAGUGAUUUUAACUAUAUUAUUGUAAGUAUGUGUUUUGUAUGUUUUUAUUAUUAUUUAUCAUCUCAACUUCCAUCAUGUCUUGUUACAUAUACACCAUUGUCAUGUACAAACUGUAUUGCAUGUAAACUGUAUAGAGAAGUAUUUUACUCUAUAAGCUGACAAAAAUAAAAGUUUGGGCGCAGUAUG